Arabis nemorensis is the source of this 1713-nucleotide messenger RNA. The record is from the annotation of a GenBank genome assembly. NCBI's taxonomy places the organism in Eukaryota, Viridiplantae, Streptophyta, Magnoliopsida, Brassicales, Brassicaceae.
AUGAAGAAUAUCAUCAAUGGCUUCUUCCUCUGCAUGCUUUUUCUUCUCUUGUGUCUUGUGCAUUCAGGGAAUGCCAUUGAUCCUUUCUCAUAUAGCAACUCUCUCAGAACAGAGUGUCUAAUGAAACCUCCACGAAGCAGUGAAACACAAGGAUUAUUACUAUUUAACCGCUCUGUGGAAGAUGACUCGGAUCAAGAAUGGGAGAUUGAGGCAAAUGGAGUUAUUAGAGAAAUGUCACAAAGAAUUGAGCUGCAUCAAGGAAACAUUUACAGCUUCUCUGCUUGGGUAAAAUUGAGAGAAGGAAACGACAAGAAAGUAGGAGUUGUGUUCAAAACAGAAAAUGGAAGACUUGUUCAUGGAGGUGAAGUUAGGGCAAAGCAAGGAUGUUGGUCUUUGCUUAAAGGUGGCAUUGUACCAGAUGUUUCAGGCCUUGUAAAUAUAUUCUUCGAGAGUGAUGAUGAAGAAGCAAAGAUCUCUGCAAGCAAUGUGUUGCUAAAACGGUUUAGCAAAGAAGAAUGGAACCAGAAACAAGACCAACUUAUUGAAAAGAUAAGGAAGAGCAAAGUGAGAUUUGAAGUAACUUAUCAGAACAAAACCGCGGUAAAUGGCGCAGUGGUAUCGCUAAUACAAACCAAGCCGUCUUUCCUCUUAGGUUGCGGUAUGAAUUUUCGGAUCCUACAAAGCCAAGGGUACAGAAAAUGGUUUGCAUCGCGGUUCAAAAUCACAUCAUUCACCAAUGAAAUGAAAUGGUAUGCAACGGAGAAAGCACGAGGUCGAGAGAACUACACGGUAGCCGAUUCAAUGCUGAAAUUUGCGGAAGAGAAUGAGAUAUUAGUUAGAGGUCAUACUGUGUUAUGGGAUAAUCCAAAAAUGCAGCCAAGUUGGGUGCAAAAGAUAAAAGAUCCAAAAGAUGUGAUGAAUGUGACAUUGAACCGGAUAAACUCGGUUAUGAAGAGAUACAAAGGGAAGUUAACCGGGUGGGAUGUGGUUAACGAGAAUUUGCAUUGGGAUUAUUUUGAGAAAAUGCUUGGCGUAAACGCUUCAUCAAGAUUCUACAAUCUAGCUUCUAAGCUUGAUCCUGGUGUGACAUUGUUCGUUAACGAGUACAACACGAUAGAAAACCCUAAAGAGGUUACUGCGUCGCCGAUUAAAGUGAAGAAGAAGAUGGAGGAGAUUCUUGCAUACCCAGGAAACCAGAAUAUCAAAGGAGCAAUUGGAGCUCAAGGUCAUUUUGGUCCAACUCAAUCUAACUUAGCUUACAUAAGAUCUGCAUUAGAUACUUUAGGCUCUCUAUGUUUGCCUGUCUGGCUUACGGAGCUUGAUAUGCCUAAAUGCCUUAAUCAGGAGAAAUACAUUGAAGAAAUUCUUAGGGAAGCGUAUUCCCAUCCUGCCGUGAAAGGCAUCAUAAUAUUUGGUGGACCUGAGGUAUCUGGGUUCGACAAGCUGACCCUUGCGGAUAAAGACUUCAAGAACACACAAACAGGAGAUGUAAUUGACAAGCUGCUCAAGGAGUGGCAGCAAUAUUCUUCAGAGAUUUUCAAGAUUUUCAUCACAGAUGCCGAGAAUGAAGAAGAAGAGAUCUUAUUGUUACAUGGACAUUACAAUGUAAAUGUAAGUCAUCCAUGGAUGAAGAACUUGUCCACUAGUUUGAGCUUGGAGGUAACUAAGGAUAUAGGUCAGCGUCAGGUGGUUAGAGUUGUAUUUAAUAUUUGA